AUGAAAAAAAAGUGCUACAAGUGCAAUCGCUUCGGCCACUUUGCACGGGAGUGUCGCGAGAAGGAAGACCAUUGCUACCGAUGUGAUGGAGUCGGUCACAUUGCAAGGGACUGCGAGCGCUCUCCCGAUGAGCGUGAGUUGCUUUUCCCGUCGAACUACUUCAUAGCUUCUCGGGUGUGCUAUGUGUGUGGAAAGGUGGGGCACAUUUCCCGAGACUGCCCCGAUGAGGACAAGGAAGGAAAGAAAUGCUACCGUUGUGGCUCCACUCGUCACCUUUCUCGAGACUGCACGGAAGGUGGACAGGAAGAGGAGGAUUCGACUGUUUGCUACAAGUGCAACGAGAAGGGGCACAUAGCUCGAAACUGCCACAAAUGCUUCAAUUGUGGUGGCUCGGGCCACUUUGCCCGUGAAUGCGAGGCUGCCGCCUAGACCUCCCCGCCCGCCGUACAACGGUCCUGCCCUCUCCCUGCUCAGGAAGGAAGUGAUCGCUCAGAUCUGAUAAAAUUCUUCUCCUCUCGAGCGGGUUGUCUCUCCUGCCCCGGGUAGCUCGCGAUGGAUGUUGGUGUUCGGUAUGACUCGAGAGUUCUUCGAUCUCGAUCCUCUCGGCCCCUCACUCACGAGUCUUGAGGGGGUCAGGCGUGCCCAUGUGGGCCCUGAAUUUCAAAAUUGGUGAAAGAAGCUGUUGGGCUGCCUCAUUCUCACAUUCUCCUUUUUUCUCUUUAAACUUUAGUCUUUCGUUGGUGUUCAGAUUGCUAUUUGCAAUGCAUACUUGAAAGAAAAAUUUUGUUCAAGUUUUCAAAUUUUGGACAUCGAGACUGGUCCAGUGUUACGUCUUUCUGUGUUAAUUUAAAUAUUACCACUUCUGACAGGAGAGUGAGAGGUUGAAUGAGCAGCUUUAGGUUUGGUGGAGUGAAGGGGAGUAUAGGCCUUGGGAUGCUCAUGCAGAGACAUCCUUUUAAUUGUCAAUAGUGCAGUUCAUUCAUUCCUACUAAAGAGGAUGUCUCUGCCGGAGCAACCCAGGACACCCGAGAAAUAUAAAUAAAAAAAAGUCCUUUCAGUAUGUCUCUGAAGCCCACGAGUUCAUUCUUCCAUCCAUGCCUGGUUUUUUUCCUAUACGAUGAGUUCCCACUAUAUGUCAGAAUUCUGUUUUUGGAAAGCAUGUAGUAUUCGAUAAUCUCAGAACUGGAGCAGGAGCGGUGGUCUGUUGGCGGGGGAGUUGAGGUGUUGACCCGUGGCCUUUGAAUCUUCACGUCUUUUUGUGGAUGUCGAAGGUCGGGUCCUAUUUCUGUCUCUUUCUCAUUUUCUUGCAUUGUCCCUGUUUUUGUAUAAUAAUCUUUGUCAUUUAUUUUUGUGCCUUUCAUGUUCACGUCAUUCAUUGUACAUAGUCUCAUGCGAACUGAAACCGAGCUCUUGUGUGCCCCACGAGUGAAACGGGGAAGGUAGAGAAAAUGCUCAUCUGAAUUCUUUGCUUUUUGUGUCUUCACUCUUCAGUGGUCUUUAUGGUUUGGGGUGAUAUGUUGAAGUAAACAGAAAGGAACCAAGCUGAGAUCAAUGGUGUGCUCUGAGAAUUAUCUGGUUGCGGUAUCUCCUUUCUUGUCGAUUUGGGGCUCUAUCUUGUUGAGGGAUUUUGCUUGUCAGAGAAUAAAAAUGUUUUCUGUGUCUCAUGA
Darwinula stevensoni is the source of this 1667-nucleotide messenger RNA. The record is from the annotation of a GenBank genome assembly. Lineage: Eukaryota; Metazoa; Arthropoda; Ostracoda; Podocopida; Darwinulidae.